This is a messenger RNA of Portunus trituberculatus (swimming crab), 1367 nucleotides long. Its product is annotated as neurogenic differentiation factor 1-like. Bases 404 to 1192 code for a protein of 262 amino acids. The record is from RefSeq and is a predicted model, not a curated record. NCBI's taxonomy places the organism in Eukaryota, Metazoa, Arthropoda, Malacostraca, Decapoda, Portunidae. Gene Ontology annotation, molecular function: protein dimerization activity. The transcript has a single exon.
UUCGCGGGGUUGGAUACACAGGACGUGCGUGGGUCACGACUGCGUGAACGCUACAGCCCUAGCUCGCCGAAAAUUUGCUUUCAUAAACCCUUCAGCUGUGACAGAAGGCCCCUGACAGUGUGGCUCCUCAUUAGUGUGAAACUCACUUUCAUGCGAAAAAUCACCUACUACCUCUCCUUAUGAAGAAGACACAACAUACUAUAAUCUAGGAAAAAAAAUCCGUUUAAUAGGAAGAACCACUAAAGAGUUUCCGCGACCGUAAUAAGAGGGAGAGGGAGAGGUGAGCAGAAGUUUCAUCAUCCGUCGUGGAACCGGGAGAUUAAUGACUUCGCCGCCAGUCACGCUCAGCUUCCGCUUCUGAUCAAUGUUGAUCUUUCCAUCUCAAAUUUCUUAGAAAGUGUGAAUGCCUUGCAGCAUUGAUCAUCCAUCAUACGCUCUUAAGAUGAUCGACACAAGCAACCAGAGAGAAGGGCAAUCCAAGAGUCGACCUUGCCAUAUAUUGCCUUCAUGUAAUGAGGACAGCAUAAACAGCAGCCGUGCCGGCACCAGCACAGAGAAGUAUGGCCUGCGACCCAGAACUAUCAUCAAGCGUCUGCAGCUGGACCGGGGCCACCAACAGGUUUCCAAGGAACCCAAAGGCCUGGCGCAUCCCAAGUCGAGGCCGGCGCCGCUCUCAAAGUAUCGCAGGAAGACAGCCAACGCUCGGGAGCGGCAUCGCAUGCGAGAGAUCAACAACGCCUUCGAGUCACUGCGGCGCGUGCUGCCGGACAAAAUUGAGAUGGAAGCGGCCUCGUCCAGCAGGACUAAGAUCACCACGCUGCGUCUCGCCGCUGACUAUAUCAGAGCCCUGAACGACGUGCUGCAGGAGGAUGGUGGCGAGGCGCUCUGCUCCCUGCAAUGCAGCGCGCAGAACACCCUCCUGCGAGUGGCGCCAGUCCCGCCCCGCCACCACCUGCUGCCGCUGGACUAUUACUCCCCCGCCACCCACAUGGCCCCCUCUGCCUCGCGAGGCUCACUCAGCACCAGCAGCUGCAGUGACUUGGAGGACCUCCUUUCAGACGACUCCUGCAGCCUCCUCGACGACAACUUCGACGUGUUUCACUUCUCGAACUUAUCUCUUCCAGAUCCAUCAGAGCUUCUCCUGGGAGAGGAAAAAGACAAUAUUGCCUUUAAUACGCAAUUGUGUAAUUGAGCAAUGACGUUUGACUUCUAGUGAUGUUGUGAUACAUGUGUGUGGACUGAGAAGACAGUAAAAACUUACUUGUGACCUGACUAAUGUCCACUUUUCUUUUUUUUACCUCCAGGUUAUCAUGAUUCCAUUUACACAAUACACACACACACACACACACACACACACACACACACAC